This is a messenger RNA of Linum tenue, 3006 nucleotides long. The record is from the annotation of a GenBank genome assembly. Lineage: Eukaryota; Viridiplantae; Streptophyta; Magnoliopsida; Malpighiales; Linaceae.
CUAUGAUGGAGACAGCCAUUGGAGCUCUUCAGUAGGGGAGUAGUAGGAGAAACGUAUUAGCCAGUAGAGAGAGAGUGAGGGAUAGUGAGAGGAGAGAAGAGCGAGAGAGAGAGAGAGAGACAGUAGGGGGGAAGGGAGAGACGUAGCUUUACUAGGUCUGCAGAGUUGUUGCAUAAAGACUGAAACUUUGGAUGUUUUAGGUUCGUUUGGGGAAAUAGUGUUUUGGAUUAAGACAAGAGGGUUUUUGGAGAUGAGGGUUCUUUCUUGAUUGUUCUGUUUGUUUUUGGGGUCAUGCAUGAGGUUUCUGGAUAAUGCAUUGAGUCGUGUUUUCCGUGUAAUGGGUUUGCUGAAGGCGUCAUAUGUUCAUCUGGGUCGAGGGAUUUCUAUUGAUUUGAGCGUUCAAGAGCUUUCAACUAUGUGUGUUCUUGUUCAUUUCUUGACUCUGAUGAGUUUGGUUUGUUGACGGUUUUGGAAUCCGAUGAUUUCUUGUAUUUGUCUUGUAACUGUUUGAUGAAUUGUCUAGUCUAGCAAAAACAAAUUCUUUCGUUAUUUCUGGGUUGGGGUGGGACAUUGAUUGAUCAUUCAUUCAUUCAUUCAUUCUUCCUGUUGAUAAUCCAAAUUCUUUCAUUCUAUUUGUCAAAUACAUACAUCAUACUAUAGGUAUUCAGUUGAUUCUUUAUUAUAGGCUUCCUUUGGUUUUUCUCAUCGGAUUCCUGUUUUUUUCUUUAGGUUUAUUGAUAGAUCCAUACACUCACAUUACUUGAGUUUCCUUUUCUGAAAAUACUCUCUCUGUGGAUUUCAAACAUUCAGAAGCUUACAUUACAUGUGCAUUUAGGGACGGUUUGAGGUUCAUAGUAAAGAAACUUUUUAGCAGAGGUUGGAAGAGAGGGUGUGAGAAGAAAGAGGGAGUGGGUGAGCAAAAUAGGGAGAGUGAGGGGAGAACACCAAAAAAAGAAGAGCAAAACUGGAAGGAUAUAGAGGAUGUUGGCUGGUUGUUCUAGUUCCACAUUGUUGUCACCUAGGAAUAGAUUGAGAAGUGAGUCAGCAGCAGCACAGUUUCCAGCUUGUCAUUUCCAGUUACCAUCAAUGAGCACACAGAGAUUGGACUUACCAUGUUCAUUCUCUCGGAAAGAGUCCACAAGAUCACAACCCAUUAGGCCUGUUGGAGUCGUCGGCCUUUCAGUUGACAACAAGCCACUCGAAUCCAAGACCAGCGGUUGCUCUCUUAGGCAGACCAUCCGGCUCCCUCCAUUGGCAACAGCAGCAGCUCAUCAAUCAGACUUCAAGGAUGAGUUUUGGGACAGAAGAGGUAACAACAACUCGAGGAAGAAGAAGAGGUUUGCAGCAGAUGACGACGAGUCUUGCAACAUCAGGGCCAAGAGGAAGAAAGGUGGUGAUGGUUUUAGAUUAGGCCAGUUUGGUGUUGCAAAUUUCUGGUUUCAACCAAGUUUACUUCAAGUCCCUAGAGAUUCACAACUUCCUUUCUCCUUGACAUGUUCAGGGGAAGAUGAAAGGGUGUGCUAUGUCCCUAGUGAAGUGAUUACACCACCUCUGCAACCGUUGUCCAACAACAACCCAUGGUUUGACUCAGUUAUAACUGAGAUUACUCGCAUAGGGGAGAAAGACGGAGAGAGCAGCCAAAUCCCAGUGAAAGAAGCUUCUUCAGGUUCUAGUCCUUCAUCCGAAAGUCAAAGCUUGGGGCUUAGGUCACUAAGUGAGAAUGUUGAGGAGCAUGAAGUGGGCAAUGGCUUAAGCAAUCCUCACCAUCCACAGCCAGGAGCAACUGCCGAUGCUGCAGCCGAGGACGAUCAGCAAGUAGAGUAUCGGGGUUUCGAGUUAGUCAGCUUGCUCACAUCAUGUGUUGAAGCAAUCGGGGCAAAGAACGUUGCAGGAGUCAACCAUUUCAUAUCCAAGAUGGGGGAGCUUGCUUCUCCGAGGGGAAGUUCGAUCAGCAGGCUGAGUGCUUACUACACUGAAGCUUUGUCCCUCAGGGCUACAAGGAUUUGGCCACACAUAUUCCAUCUCAAUACCCCGCGCGACCUUGGUCGGGUUGAAGAUGAUUCAGGCACCGCAUUAAGGCUUCUGAAUCAGGUGAGCCCAAUUCCAAAAUUCAUUCACUUCACUGGCAAUGAGGUUUUGUUGAGGGCAUUCGAAGGGAAAGACAGGGUUCAUAUCAUUGACUUCGACAUCAAGCAAGGUCUUCAGUGGCCUAGCUUGUUUCAUAGCUUGGCAUCCAGAGGUAACCCACCCAGCCACGUUAGAAUCACGGGUGUAGGAGAAUCGAAGCUGGAGCUAAACGAGACUGGCUACAGGCUAGCUGGAUUUGCCAAUGCGCUGAACUUGCCAUUCGAGUUCCAUCCAGUUGUUGAUAGGUUGGAAGAUGUGAGGCUAUGGAUGCUUCAUGUAAAAGAAGGAGAAACUGUUGCAGUGAAUUGUCUCUUUCAGUUGCACAAGACCCUGUAUGACACCAAUGCAGUAGCAAUGAGGGAUUUCCUGGGAUUGCUCAAGAGCGCGAACCCAAUAGUGGUGGUGGUGGCAGAGCAGGAAGCAGAACAUAAUGGCCUCAGCUUGGAAUCCAGAGUGUGUAAUUCAUUGAAGUACUACUCUGCAGUAUUUGACUCCAUUGAUUCUGGCCUACCAUUGGAAAGUCCAGUGAGGAUGAAGGUAGAGGAAAUGUUUGCAAAGGAGAUCAGGAAUAUAGUUGCUUGUGAAGGGAUUGACAGGCUUGAGAGGCAUGAGAAGUUUGGGAAAUGGAGGAGCUUACUGGAGCAGGGCGGGUUUCGGUGUAAUGGUCUCACUGAAAGGGAGUUUCUACAGGGGCAGAUGUUGUUGAAGAUGUAUCCUUCUGGGAGCUAUGGAGUUCUGAAGCAGCAGCAAGGGCAGGAUGGCGGCAGUUUGGCAGCAGUCACUCUUACUUGGUCGGAAGAGCCGCUCUACACAGUCUCAGCAUGGUCACCUGUGGACAACAUUGCGGGAAGCUCGUCUUCAUUUUCUCAUCAACCUUAG